This is a messenger RNA of Aspergillus brunneoviolaceus CBS 621.78, 495 nucleotides long. Its product is annotated as translocation channel protein TIM22. The transcript is spliced from 3 exons. Gene Ontology annotation, molecular function: transmembrane protein transporter activity. Gene Ontology annotation, cellular component: TIM22 mitochondrial import inner membrane insertion complex. Gene Ontology annotation, biological process: protein insertion into mitochondrial inner membrane. The coding region runs from base 1 to 495 and encodes 164 amino acids. The record is from RefSeq and is a predicted model, not a curated record. Lineage: Eukaryota; Fungi; Ascomycota; Eurotiomycetes; Eurotiales; Aspergillaceae.
AUGGGCGGCGGCCCGAACAUGCAGGGCAUGAGCGAGCAGGAGCAAGCGAUGGUGAAGCUGAUGUACGGCGCGAUGGAAUCCUGCCCCGUGAAGACGGUCAUCUCGGGUACGAUGGGUUUCGGUCUGGGUGGUGUGUUCGGUUUGUUUAUGGCUAGUAUGUCCUACGACUCCACCUUCACCCCCCAAGGCAAAGCGAUCAUGGACCUCCCCUGGCGCGAACAGGUCCGCCGCGGCUUCAAGGACAUGGGCUCGCGCUCGUGGUCGUCGGCCAAGAACUUCGGCAUCGUGGGCGCGCUCUACUCGGGCACCGAGUGCUGCAUCGAGGGCCUGCGGGCCAAGAACGACCUCACCAACAGCGUCGCGGCGGGGUGCAUCACCGGCGGGAUUCUGGGGGCCAAGGCCGGGCCCCAGGCUGCUGCGGCGGGGUGUGCCGGUUUCGCGGCGUUUAGUGCCGCCAUUGAUGCUUAUAUGCGGAUGCCGGCGGAUGAUGAUUAG